This is a messenger RNA of Trichoderma harzianum CBS 226.95, 1536 nucleotides long. RefSeq lists its product as hypothetical. The coding region runs from base 1 to 1536 and encodes 511 amino acids. The record is from RefSeq and is a predicted model, not a curated record. Gene Ontology annotation, biological process: ferulate metabolic process; cinnamic acid catabolic process. Lineage: Eukaryota; Fungi; Ascomycota; Sordariomycetes; Hypocreales; Hypocreaceae. Gene Ontology annotation, molecular function: carboxy-lyase activity. The transcript has 2 exons. Gene Ontology annotation, cellular component: cytoplasm.
AUGUCUCAAACUACUCUUCGUGAGCCGUCGGACCCCGAGCCUCCUCAUCUCAGCUUCCGCUCCUUUGUCAAUGCCCUCCGCCAAGACAACGAUCUCGUCGACAUCGACACCCCCAUCGACCCAAACCUCGAGGCCGCAGCAAUCACUCGCCUCGUCUGCGAAACCGACGACAAGGCACCGCUCUUCAACAACGUCAUCGGAGCCAAAGAUGGUCUCUGGCGCAUCCUCGGAGCACCAGCCUCCCUCCGCAAGUCUCCUCGCGAGAAGUACGGCCGUCUAGCUCGCCACAUGGCUCUCCCUCCCACUGCCAGCAUGCGUGAAAUCAUCGACAAGAUGCUUUCCGCAAGCAGCCUCAAGCCCAUUGAACCAGUCGUCGUGCCCACCGGCCCCAUCAAGGAGAAUUCCAUCGAGGGAGACGACAUUGAUCUGACCAAGCUUCCCGUACCAAUGGUUCACCAGUCCGACGGCGGGAAAUACAUCCAGACUUUUGGCAUGCACAUUCUGCGUUCUCCUGACGGCAGCUGGACAAACUGGUCCAUUGCCCGCGCCAUGGUGUCCGGCAAGCGAACUCUCGCCGGCCUCGUCAUCAGCCCUCAGCACAUCAGGCAGAUCCACGACUUGUGGGAGAAGGAGGGCAAGACGGAGAUCCCCUGGGCCCUUGCAUUCGGCGUCCCUCCCACCGCCAUCAUGGCUUCUUCGAUGCCCAUCCCUGACGGAGUGAGUGAGGCUGGCUAUGUGGGAGCCAUUGCGGGAGAGCCCAUCAAGCUGGUCAAGUGUGAUACCAACGACCUCAUGGUUCCGGCCAAUGCGGAAAUCGUGCUUGAGGGCACAUUGUCCACCACGGAGAGGCAGCCUGAAGGCCCCUUUGGCGAGAUGCACGGCUACACGUAUCCUGGAGAGAGCCAUCCGGGUCCCAGGUACACGGUCAACAAGAUUACGUACCGCAACAAUGCGAUCCUGCCCAUGUCUGCUUGCGGUCGUCUAACAGACGAGACUCAAACCAUGAUCGGAGUCCUCGCCGCCGCCGAAAUCCGCCAGCUCUGCCAAAACGCCGGCCUCCCCAUCACCGACGCCUUCGCCCCCUUCGUCGGCCAAGCAACCUGGGUCGCCCUCCGCGUCGACACAUCCCGCCUGCGCGCCCUAAAGACCACCUCCAAAACCUUCUCCCAACAAGUCGGCAACCUCAUCUACCGCUCCAAGCCCGGCUUCACCAUCCACCGCCUCAUCCUCGUGGGCGACGACAUCGACGUGUACGACGACAAGGACGUCAUGUGGGCCUUUGUGACCCGUUGCCGCCCUGGAACUGACGAAGUGUUUUUCGAGGAUGUUCGCGGGUUUUUGCUUAUUCCGUAUAUGGGACAUGGCAACGCGGAUGCGAACAAGGGGGGUAAAGUUGUGAGUGAUGCGUUGCUUCCGGUGGAGUAUACGACUGGUAAGGAUUGGGAGGCUGCCGAUUUUAAGAAUUCUUACCCGCGGGAGGUUAAGGACAAGGUGUUGAAGGACUGGGAGACUCUGGGAUUCCAAAAGCUGGAGUGA